AUGGCCGCCAACGGCACCCAGGCCUUCGCCCCAGUGCUGGCUGCUCUGCAGACCAUGCAAUCGAAUGUAGAUCGCACACAAAAGGGCCAGGCACACGAGUUCCUCGAACAAUUCCAGAAAUCUAACGAAGCAUGGAAUACGACCUUCAUGAUCCUGGGCUCGCCUGAAGCCACUACCGAAUCAAAGCUCUUCGCCGCAACCACCCUCAAAGGCAAGAUCGUCUUCGACUUCCACCAGCUGCCUCGCGAAUCCUUGCCCGAACUGCGCAACACUCUUCUAUCGCUACUCGCCCAAUUCAGCCAGGGCCCCAAGCCCAUCCGCACGCAACUAUGCGUCUGCCUCGCCAACCUCGCUAUCCAGAUGCUCGAGUGGAAGGACGUACUACAGCUCGUCGUUUCCACUCUCGGCAACGACCCCAACGGCAUCGCUUGCGUCCUCGAAUUCUUGCACGUCCUACCAGAGGAGGUCACAGAAGGCAGAAAGAUCAACCUCACAGAAGACGAGCUCAGAGACAGGACUGUUGAAUUGUUGGAAGAGAAUGGAAACCAGGUCCUCACACUGCUCAAUCAGUACGCACAGUCGUCCGAGGCUGCCGCGAAGAACCCUCAACUCAUGGAGUGCAUCACAUCGUGGAUCAGAGAAGUCCCGCUGAACGACAUUGUCAACUCGCCUCUUUUGGAUGUUGUUAUGAACGCCCUGGAAGCCGACUCAUCUUUCGAGUCCAGUGUCGAGACUCUUUGCGCCAUCUUCAGGGAGACAAGAGACGUCGACGAAUGCAUGGCCAUCAUCAAGACCAUGUAUCCCAGAGUCAUGUCCAUCCGUCCCAAGAUCGCACAAGCCGCUGAAGCAGAAGAUUUCGAGAUGUUCAAGGGCCUUACACGAAUCUUUGCAGAGGCUGGUGAAGCUUGGGUCGUUCUCAUCGCUCGUCUGCCCGACGAUUUCCGUGGUUUGGUCGAGGCCGUACUGGAGUGCGCUGCUAGAGAUACCGAGAAGGAAGCCAUUAGUAGCACUUUUAUCUUCUGGUAUGAGCUCAAACAGUACAUCACUCUGGAACGCUAUAUGCAGGCUCGCAUGCAAUUCGUCGACAUCUACCUAAAUCUGGUCGACAUCAUGAUCGGCCACCUCGAAUUCCCCAAGCCUGAGAGCGGAAACGACAAUGACCUCUUCGACGGCGACCGCGAACAGGAGGAAAGAUUCCGCGAAUUCCGUCACCAGAUGGGUGAUGUAUUGAAGGACUGCUGUGAGGUUAUUGGCGUCACCGAGUGUUUGCAAAAGUCUUAUGUCAAGAUUGAAGAGUGGGUCAACACAUACGGUCCGCAAGCGAGCACAGGAAACGUUCCCGAGUGGCAGAAGCUCGAAGCUCCUCUGUUCAGCAUGCGCGCCAUGGGCCGUAUGGUUCCUCCGGAUGAGAACAUCAUGUUGCCCAGACUGGUGCCUUUGAUCGUUCAGAUUCCGGAUCAAGAAAAGGUCCGCUUCCAGGCUGUCAUGGCACUUGGAAGAUACACCGAGUGGACUGCCCAACACCCUGACACUCUCGAAGCCCAGCUCAACUUCAUCAUGGCUGCUUUCGAUCAUCCUUCCAAGGAGGUUGUCACUGCUGCUGCUCUCUCUUUCAGGUUCUUCUGUAACGACUGCUCCGACCUGCUCAAGGGCUUCACCAACCAACUUCAAACCUUCUACGAGACCGUCAUCAACAGGUUACCGCCCACGAGCCAGGAAGAAAUCACAGAGGGCAUGGCAUCGGUCCUCUCGAAACAGCCCGUCGACCAAAUCUAUGGCUCGUUCAAGAUGUGCUGCGAUCCCGUCGUCAAACGUCUAAUGGACAUGGCCCAGUCUGCCGCUAGCGAGAAGGAAAAGCUGACACUGGCUGACCACAUCAACCUCAUCACUAUCUUCGUGCAAUGGAUCCAACCAGAGAUCAGACCUGGCGAGCCGCACCCCGCCGUGCAAUACUGUCAGGAAAUCUUCCCUGUUCUGGCCGCUAUUGCCGACAACUUCUCCAACUUCACCCCUGUUCUUGAGCGCGUCUGUAGAUGCUGGCGUUACAUUGUGCUCUCUUACCGCACGCACACCGCACCUCUUCUUCCUAGCUUGGCAGAAAAGCUGGCAUCUGGCUUCGCUGCUUCAAGGCAAGGCUGCUUCCUUUGGGCCACCGAUUCGAUCGUCCGUGAAUUCACCGACGAAUCAGAAGGCGUCAGCCCCGAGACGACACAGGCAAUCUUCAACUUUUACGUACAACAAGCCACUACAUUCUUGCGCGCACUCAACGACUUGCCUCCAGAGCAAUUGCCCGACGUCAUCGAGGACUUCUUCCGCCUAUGUGUUGACGUACAGGCUUAUCACUCACGCUCGUUCAUCGCGAAUGAGCUGACACCCACUAUUCUGUCUGCUGCUUCUACCUCGCUCACCCUUCUCAAGGACGCACCAAUUCUAGCAACCCUCCACUUCCUGCGCGACUUCCUCGCGUACGGCGGCGAGAAUGCACCCAUCUCAACUUUCAGCGAAGACCCCAACCGCCGUCUCAACCCGCCGGAAGUACAGAACGCCAUCAAAACACUCACGUCCCAGCAAGGUGAUGUGCUCGUUCAGCGCCUGAUGACAGGUAUGAUGUAUACCUUCCCUGCCGACUGCUUCCCGGAUGCCUCUGGAGUGUUACUCGCCAUGUUCCAGUUGAUGCCCGAGGCAACAGCAACGUGGACGGCAAACACCGUGUCGAUGCUACCUUCCGGAUCCAUCAGUCCACAAGAACAGGAGCGAUUGCUACGCAACAUUGAGCAGCGCAUCCAAUCAGGGGACACACGCAAGAUCCGCACGCUAUUGCAAGAUUUUACAAAUUCUUACAGGAGAAGGAAUGUUGCUCCAAGAGAAGGUCUAGGUAGAUUGGAAGCCACGAGAUUCCGCUUUGCCGGGUAA
Aureobasidium namibiae CBS 147.97 is the source of this 2913-nucleotide messenger RNA. RefSeq names its product ARM repeat-containing protein. The record is from RefSeq and is a predicted model, not a curated record. The coding region runs from base 1 to 2913 and encodes 970 amino acids. Gene Ontology annotation, biological process: protein import into nucleus. Lineage: Eukaryota; Fungi; Ascomycota; Dothideomycetes; Dothideales; Saccotheciaceae. Gene Ontology annotation, molecular function: small GTPase binding. Gene Ontology annotation, cellular component: nuclear membrane; cytoplasm. The transcript is spliced from 2 exons.